AUGGACUUUCCCACCGUAUUCUCGUUCGUGCACGCCGUCAUCGCCCUGCUCGGAAUGUCGUCCAACCUACUGCUCAUCUACAUGGCACUCUUCGAAACGCCACGCGUCAUCCGUGCCUAUGCCACGUUGAUCGUCAACUUUGCCCUCACCGACUUUUGCGCGUGCCUCUUCGAUCUGUUCGUGCAGCAGAGAAUCGUUCCGGCCGGACUCACACUCGGCUACGUCUCCAACGGAUUCUGCAAGUACUUUGGACACACCACGUGCUACUUCGGGUCGGUUUCUCCCAUUUCAUUCUUGUCAACUGACUCGUUUUCCUUUUCAGGUACAGCCUCAUGUUGCACUUCCUCUCUCACUCGCUCUGGUCCCUUCUUCUCUCCUUCUCCUACCGCUACUACAUCCUGUUCCGACCUGCUCCGUCCCGUGCCACAUUAGUCAUCAUCACUUUCAUUAUCUAUCUGCCCUCCCUCUUGCAAUUCGUUUCGUUCCUUUGGGCGCAGGAUGAUCCUGAAUUGAUCAUGAAGAUCCUUCACUCCAAGUUCCCCGAGUACGAUCUCAAGGGACACUGUGUCACUGGAACUGUGAACAUUGUCCGCUUCUCCGCCCUCUUCACCAUCCUCCACAUGACCGUUCCGAUCACUCCCGUCUACAUUUGCAUUCUGAUCCUCCGUCGAAAAAUCAUCUCACAACUCAGUUAUCAGGGGGUGAACAUCACAAAGGACACGAGGAAUCUUCACUCUCAACUUCUUAUGGUACCGAUUCCUAGUACUCUUUUCGCUUACUUUACAACAUUUUAGGCACUGACCUACCAAGCUGCAAUUCCGGGUUUCUACCUGUUCGGCGUCGCUUCCUACGCCAUCGGCCAAAUCGGAAUCUACAAUCAUCCGGUGCUCGAGUACUUCACAUUCUCCUCCUUCCUCUUCAUUCCCGUCCUCUCGCCGCUCGCCUCGUUCAUUUUUGUGACUCCGUAUCGGAGAUUCAUCAAGAAAUCGCUGUGCAAGAUGGCAAAAGUGGACCCGCAGGAGACGUCGUCGACUCCGCACAACUACACCAGUCACAUUCAUGUCAUUGGAUAA
Molecule: messenger RNA, 1073 nt
Organism: Caenorhabditis sp. 36 PRJEB53466
Lineage: Eukaryota; Metazoa; Nematoda; Chromadorea; Rhabditida; Rhabditidae
Source: the annotation of a GenBank genome assembly